Molecule: messenger RNA, 633 nt
Organism: Penicillium egyptiacum
Lineage: Eukaryota; Fungi; Ascomycota; Eurotiomycetes; Eurotiales; Aspergillaceae
Source: the annotation of a GenBank genome assembly
AUGUCAGACGAGGAACCUUCGCUGAACAUACCGUCGCUUCUCACCUUAGCGGUUGUAUCAUACUUUGUUAUCCGGUGGUUCUUUAAUCGCGAUGAAAGCGCCGCGGGAGGAGGCCGAGGUCGGGGGCGUGGCAAUGCUGUUGAUCCGGCGCAGGUGGAACAAAUCGCGCAGAUGUUUCCUCAACUAAGCACUCGAGACAUAAUGUGGGAUCUGCAGCGUAAUGGGGGCAGUGUCGCCGCAACGACAGAGAGGAUUCUGACUGGACGGGGGUUGGAAACGGUACGUGUUGCGUUGAUGCUGUUAUUAAUUUGCCCGCCUUAUUUUUAUCUAAGACAACUUGACUUGCCUCCUCCCUCGUUCCAACCUCAGGUCGCAAUCCCCCCCACCAACAUCCCGCCGACGCAAACCGCGGAUAGGGCGCCCAAAGCGGACGCACAGGACUUGAUAUCUCGGUAUAAUCUGAGUGCAAAGGCCGAGAGCCCUUCUGCAGAGCCACAAUCCGAGACACCUUCCAAGUCCACCUGGUCCCAGAAUAAGGAAGAGCGCCAACGGAUACUGCAGAAGCGUCGGGAUGAUAUGAUCUUAGCGGCGCGGAGGAAGAUGAUGCAAAAGAACCAGGGCGAUGUCCAAUGA